Molecule: messenger RNA, 3802 nt
Organism: Amyelois transitella
Lineage: Eukaryota; Metazoa; Arthropoda; Insecta; Lepidoptera; Pyralidae
Gene: bur
Product: GMP synthase [glutamine-hydrolyzing]
Exons: 16
Coding region: 126-2249 (707 amino acids)
Biological process (GO): GMP biosynthetic process
Cellular component (GO): cytosol
Molecular function (GO): ATP binding; GMP synthase (glutamine-hydrolyzing) activity; GMP synthase activity
Source: RefSeq, a predicted model, not a curated record
UCUCACCAUCACCACUUUAUAGUAAUUCUGAGCUUUAUCUUGAUGUUAUCAUUUUUUUAUCAUUCGAUCUCGAUCAUCUUGCUUCUUAAUAAUGUUCGUCUUCGUGCACAAGAUUGUAUCAUACUAUGUUUUGUAUUCUCAGAAAGUGCUGCUGGCGAGUUGGCGAGAUGCACACAGGCACUGCAGAGGGGCAGUACCGCGGUACCAACGGGUCUUCGGUGGGUCGUGACAAGGUCGCCAUCUUGGACGCCGGCUCCCAGUAUGGAAAGGUGAUAGACCGACGCGUGCGCGAACUGCUCGUUGAAUCCGACAUCCUCCCGUUGGACACACCAGCCUACCACCUGAAGGAAGGCGGUUACCGCGCCAUCAUCAUCUCUGGCGGGCCCAACUCAGUGUACGCCGAGGAUGCGCCGAGAUACGACGCGGAUAUAUUCAAAAUUGGAUUGCCAGUACUUGGUAUCUGCUAUGGCAUGCAGAUGCUGAACAAAGAGUUCGGUGGCUCCGUGCUGAGGAAGGAGGCUCGCGAGGACGGCCAGUACGAAGUGGAGGUGGAGACCACUUGUCCAUUGUUCAACCGCCUAGAGAAACUCCAGCCAGUGCUGCUGACGCACGGCGACAGCGUGCAGAAGGUGGGCGAGCGGUUCCGCGUGGGCGCGCAGUCCUCCAACCACCUCAUAGCCGCCAUCUACAACGAGCAGAUGCGCCUCUACGGCGUGCAGUUCCAUCCAGAGGUGGAUCUAACUCCCAAAGGGAAGCAGAUGCUCUCGAACUUUCUAUUCGACAUCGCGGGUCUAUCCCGGACCUUCACACUGCGAUCGAGACGCGAAGCCUGCUUACAGUACAUCCGGGAUACGGUUGGGGACAACAAAGUGCUUGUGCUAGUGAGCGGCGGCGUGGACUCCACAGUAUGCGCCGCGUUGUUAAGGAACGCGCUACGCGAAGACCAAGUUAUAGCACUACACAUCGAUAAUGGUUUUAUGCGUAAAAAUGAAAGCGCUAAAGUGGAAAGGUGCCUCAGAGAAUUAGGAGUUCGCCUCCACGUCAUCAAUGCAGCUCAUCAAUUCCGUCAGGGCAGCACUGUAGUGCGCGAGGCGGGCGCGGGGGCGGGCGCGGGCGCACGCGCGCGGCACACGCCGCCGCUGUGCCACACGGCCAGCCCGGAGGACAAGCGGCGCAUCAUCGGCGACGUGUUCAUACGGCUCGCCGAGCAGGCCGCCAGGGACGCCAACUUGCAAGAGGAUCAAGUCCUCCUCGGACAAGGAACUCUCCGGCCGGAUCUGAUAGAAUCAGCUUCUUCACUCUGCUCGGCCAACGCGGCCACCAUCAAGACUCACCACAACGACACCGAGCUCGUGAGGGUUCUCCGCCAGCGAGGGAGGGUCGUGGAGCCGCUCAAGGACUUCCACAAGGAUGAGGUGCGCGCCCUGGGCGUGGAGCUGGGCCUGCCCGCGGCGCUGGUGGAGCGGCACCCGUUCCCGGGCCCCGGGCUCGCCGUGCGCGUGCUGUGCCAGGACGAGCCCUGGGCCGACCGCGACUUCGCCGAGACGCAGGUGAUAGUGAAAAUAAUGGUGGAAUACGCGUCAAUGUGCGUGAAAUCGCACGCGCUGCUCGGGCGGGUGUCGAACGCGAGCAGCGCGGCCGACCAGGCGGAGCUGAAGCGCAUCUCCUCGCAGUCGCCGGUCGCCGCCACGCUCCUGCCGCUGAGGACUGUCGGUGUGCAAGGUGACGGACGGACAUACAGUUACGCGGUAGCACUAUCGACUGAGCGGUACCCGCCGGACUGGAAAGACAUGGCUUACCUCGCCAAAAUGAUACCGAGGGUCUGCCAUAAUGUUAACAGGGUAUGCUACGCGUUCGGCGGUCUGAUCAAAGAGCAAGUGACAGACAUAACGCCGACGUUCCUCACGCAACACGUGGUCUCCACGCUACGUCAAGCCGACGAUCUUGUCACACAGGUGCUGAUGUCAAGCGGCAUAAUGAACCGUAUAGCGCAAAUGCCCGUGGUCCUGAUCCCGAUACACUUCGACCGGGACGCCGCAAUCAGGGCUCCCUCGUGCCAACGCUCCAUAGUGCUCCGCCCCUUCAUCACGUCCGACUUCAUGACCGGGGUGCCGGCUAUACCCGGUUCUGAUGCUAUGCCUCAAGAUGUAUUAGACAGAAUGCGCAAGGACCUGAUGAGCGUGCCUGGCAUAUCGCGAGUGCUCUACGACCUGACGCCGAAACCGCCCGCCACCACCGAGUGGGAAUGAUCGCAUGCGCCCGAGUUUUAUAAUACUUUUUACUGGAUUACUCAACGAACCCACGCGAAGGGCAGUGGUUCUAGAGUUCUAUUUUUGAAAUUAACGACUCGCUCUGUACUGGCUGGAUAAAAGGAAUUAAUUAAAGGUAAAAAAAAUUAAUGUAGGACGAUUUGUUUAGGUCAGUUUUGAGUGAGUCGCUUAAUUCUAAAAAUAGUAGUCUUGGUUCUUUUUUUAUAUAACGACAUUGCACGGCUUGAAAUGCCGGCGAAUUUCAUUUGAAUAUUGACUCGAUUACGGAGGGAUUGGUAAUACUAGCGAGUGAUCUGCUCUUAUUUGGUACCAAAUGCCCAAGGCAUAAGUACAUUGCGCAGUGACCCAUUUUCAUGUACAAAUAAAAACAACUGUCGUUGCCAGUUCUGUCUUACAAUCGAGUUUUAUAAAUAAAUUAAAGUCUUUUUUAUUGAUGUAUAAACUAAGGAUUAUGAUGAAUGUGGUAGAAUUUUAAAACCGAUUUCCUUAUGUUAACAUUUAAGUACUUUGAAAUUCAACCCCAUUUGUUAUAAUUCUAAUAGCGUAAUUCUAAAGCAUGGUCACCUUAUUUGACUUUGUGGUAGUUUAAUAUAUAAAUCUGUUUUAUUUGCUCUUAUUACUAGUUCACGGCACUUCACUGAAUGUCUUAAGUUGUUUUUUUCGCAAAUCGACAUGCUGUAAUUUGUAAUUGGAAUAUCAUUAUCAUUCAUACAAAAGAUCGAACUGCAGAGAAUAAAGGAUAAAUCAUGCCUGUUUCUGGAGGGGUAGGCCGAGAUUAAAUCUUUUUUACGAUCAUAUUCCACCAAAAAAAAAACAUUUUUGCGAUGUCAGUAACUAUUUGCUUUGUAGUAGCGAUUCGAUGACGCUGCGCGGUUUUUCGGUUUAAAGGAAAUUUUAAUGCAUUGUUGUAAAGUGCCUAAUCGCGCCCAGUCGAUGCGCUGCCUUUGUAAAAGUACACAAUUAAUAUAUAGGAAGCACUCAUGUUUUGCAGACACAGCACUUUACUUUUUUACGUUUCUUGGAACAGCAAAUAAUUUUCUGUCAUGUACUGCGAGCAUCAUACAAAUCCGAUCCACGUUUAAGCAGUGACUACAGAUUGAAGGACAUGGAAGUAGCACCAACCUAGAAAACAAUCACUUAGCAAGCUUCAAAUGCGGAAAAUGACUUUUCCAUUUUUCUCCAUCCCUUGUUGCAAUAAGAAAGGAGAGGAGACGAAAGGAAUAAAAAGUUAAUUUGCAGUCAUUUUUUGUUUGUGAUAUGUUUAAAGUGGUUUUUCAGGUAUGUUAUAAUGUUUAUAGUCUAAGGUCAUGUUUCUGGGACCUGCACUGUUCACACAACACAAGUUUUCUGCGAUGUCACAUGAAUUCUUAAUUUAAAUCAAUUUUAGUUUACUAUGAAAUUCUGUAAAUUAAUCAAAUAAUUUAUUCAAGUUAUUAACAGCCCAUAUUUUAUACAGGUUGUCAGAACAUCGAGGAUGUGAUUAUGUUAUUUGCAAUGAGUUUCUGUUGAAUAAAAUAUUGGUUAUGUUAUUA